Molecule: messenger RNA, 816 nt
Organism: Medioppia subpectinata
Lineage: Eukaryota; Metazoa; Arthropoda; Arachnida; Sarcoptiformes; Oppiidae
Source: the annotation of a GenBank genome assembly
AUGGACCCGAUUUGGUCGAAGUUAGAGCCGGCAGUUCUCGACGAAGACUUCAUUAAGUAUUCAAAAGUCAAAAAGAAAGGUUACGUCCGAUUCGUAACCAAUUUGGGAAAUAUAAAUCUGGAGUUAUAUUGCGAUCAAACGCCCAAAACGUGCCAUAAUUUCCUCACUCUUUGCAAAACUGAUUAUUACGUGAACAAUAUAUUUCAUCGUUUGAUUAAAAACUUUAUGAUCCAAUCGGGAGACCCGACGGGAACGGGAACCGGAGGCCAGUCUUGCUUUGGGAAGCCAUUUGAUGAUGAAAUAAAGCCUCAAUUUAGUCACGAAGGAAGGGGUGUAUUAAGUAUGGCUAACUCCGGGCCCAACACUAAUAAAUCACAAUUUUUCAUAACAUUCCGCUCGUGUAAGCAUUUGGACAAAAAGCACACCAUUUUUGGUCGAGUGGUCGGAGGUCUCGAAGUUUUGGACAAAAUGGAAAGAAUUAAAACCAAUGAAAAGGACAGACCAUUAGAAGAGAUAAAAAUUAUACGAACGGCUAUUUUCGUGGACCCGUUUCAGGAAAUUGAGGACCAAAUGAAACAACAAAGAGAAGAGUUAGAGAAAGAGGAAAAGGCAACCAAAGACAGAGAGGCCAUGGCUUCCAAGAAAAAGGCAGAACUAAAAACACAUCGAUCAGGAAUCGGUUCUUUCAUCGAUUUAAAGGCUUUAAAAAGAGGUACUGACGAUAACAAUGAAGGAUUAGUGCCUAAAAAGUCGAAACCAUCGACAGUUGGCAAUCCUGGAAGAGGGGGCGGAUUCGGUAACUUUAGUAAUUGGUAA